AUGGGUGUCUCUAAGCACGACCGCUGGUUCGAUUUGAAUGAGUGCCGAACGUGGAGUGCUGUCUGGAUAAGAAGUCAGUUUCCGUCCUCUUUCUUCGGGCCCGACAUCAAGAACCUGUUUUCAGCUAUUCCCUUUUCAAAAUCGAAGAUUCACACUGUUCUCUCAUCACUACACGUCCAAUAUCCCAAAUCCAAGAAGUCCUACCGACUCACCGUCAUGUCGGGCGUCGACAAUAUCAACAGCUCACGCCACGAGGAGGUCUAUGAGUUACAACCUCUCUUCAAACUUGGUGAUCCUGACCGGCUGUUCGACAGCCCGCUCGCCGAACGUAUCAGCACGCUCUUCACCAUGCAUGCUUCCAGCAAUGAGACUGAGGGAGACCCAUACGAUGACCUACUGCUCGCGGGCAAGGCAAAGCACCCAUCAUCGAACCCGUGUGAGAAUGAUGGCGAGAAGGUGCCCUCUGCGGUCGACGUCCCAACAGUAGCGCCCAUGAUUGGUACGAUAUACCUGCACUUUUGCAUACGUUUGCUUACUUCUAAACUCUCAGAUGCCGGUCAGCACGACUAUGUAGAGAGGCCAGUCCCCUCUAAGAGGGUCGAAUGUCUUGACAAAGAGGUGGACGUGGCUCUCGCGAAAGCUAAAGCCAAGGUUGUUAUCACCAUGUUCUGCAGCGUGGUCAUCAGUCAGGGUCUCGCCACGAUUGUCGCCAUGGUCAUGGCUGCCGUGGCGAUCGGACAGGCCCUGCUUCUCAUGUUCUUCUCGCUCAUUGUCAUGAUGUGGUUCAUGGAGAGCAUCAUCAAAGACUUGUAG
This is a messenger RNA of Alternaria metachromatica, 813 nucleotides long. RefSeq lists its product as uncharacterized. NCBI's taxonomy places the organism in Eukaryota, Fungi, Ascomycota, Dothideomycetes, Pleosporales, Pleosporaceae. The transcript is spliced from 2 exons. The record is from RefSeq and is a predicted model, not a curated record. The coding region runs from base 1 to 813 and encodes 270 amino acids.